Molecule: messenger RNA, 1338 nt
Organism: Hydractinia symbiolongicarpus
Lineage: Eukaryota; Metazoa; Cnidaria; Hydrozoa; Anthoathecata; Hydractiniidae
Product: deleted in azoospermia-like
Exons: 3
Coding region: 97-840 (247 amino acids)
Molecular function (GO): RNA binding
Source: RefSeq, a predicted model, not a curated record
AAUAAUUCUUUAUUUUAGUUUUAUGAUAUUUUGGAAAAAAAACUGAACCAUCAGAACGUCGAUGUAUAUCAUUUGGAUAUGUAAAGGUGAAGAAAGAUGCUUCACGAAGACUGUCAGCAGGAAUCGCUUGGAGAAUACGGAAAAGUUAUGUUUGUAAAGACUGGCGAACACACUUCAGUAAUUUAUGGGACCCACUACCCAAAUCGUUUAUUUGUGGGCUGCCUUCCACCAGAGGCUGGAGCAGAAGAUCUUGGUAACUUCUUUUCUUCUUUUGGCAACGUGGUGGAAGCAAAGGUUGUGUUGGAUCACUAUGGAAGAUCAAAGAGAUUUGGUUUUGUUACUUUCAGUGAUCCUGGAAAAGUAGAAUCGUUAAUUGCAGGGGAAAAUAUUUGGUUUAAAGGCAAAAAAAUUAAUGUAGGGCCAGCGGUUAAGAAAAAUCUGGAACCAGAAUGCACUGUAAAACCUUCACUUAAACCGUCAGCAAAACCAUUUUUCUGUACGAACAAUAACUCUCAGCACGCAGCCAAAACGGUUAUUCGACCUUGCCCGGCUGAACCAUGUCACCAGCAACCGGAUCCAAUAUGGGAUUUGUCAUGGGCUUUAAAUGAUUUAUCAUUUCAAUCGUUAUGGGGAAUCACGAACCAAGUUAGUUCUAUAUGGGCACCUCCAAAUGAGGCCAGACAGCAAGACACGUGCAUGCAGGAAAAAUCCUUUAGCUUCUUGAGCGAGAUGCAGGAAUAUAAAUAUCACAGCAGAUGCAAUCAGUCUUAUGGUAAUAAUUUUCCGUAUUUUCCCACGUACCAAGGAAACAUGUGCGCUCCUCCUCCAGGGUUUAAUUAACACUGGCCAAAGUAAUUUCCGUUUACGUUAUAACUAUUUUAAGUUCAGUUCUAAAACUUUACCGUAUUUAUUUAUUUAUUUGUUGUUAGCAGAUAAAUUAAAAUUUCUAACUUAACAUAUCGUGCAAGGUGGUAAAAACGCAAUUUUAUUUCCGCCAUUUUUUUAAAUGUGAUUUUACUCGUAAGUUUAAUAUAUUCAUCUCAAAAGUUGUUAGUUUCUGUCAUCGUUCCGUUUUUCAGGAGUGAUGGUGUAUAUUUAACUUUUUGUUUUUGUUUUAAGAACGCGUGUUAUCUUUUCAUGUUUUAUAUACAGUAGACGAAUAUUUUAACAUAAAUUAUAAUAGUUUUUAUUAGCAUAUUAAUCUUAUCCGAACUUGUUAAUCAUUUUCAGUUGACAGUACUUUUUUUUUGGGUAAUUAGGGUGUGAUGUGUGUAAAUAAUUUUAAUCUUUUAAUUUGGAAGACGGCUUUUUACACAAGAGUUAAUGUUUUAGAAUCAA